Messenger RNA from Brassica napus (rape), 2442 nucleotides. RefSeq names its product adenylate-forming reductase 03009-like. The coding region runs from base 625 to 2274 and encodes 549 amino acids. The transcript is spliced from 2 exons. Lineage: Eukaryota; Viridiplantae; Streptophyta; Magnoliopsida; Brassicales; Brassicaceae. The record is from RefSeq and is a predicted model, not a curated record.
AAUACAAUCCUAUUGGUUAGUGAACCUAGAGGUUCACCUUAGGAGGUGAACCCAAGAAUAAGUCCAAAUUUAAUAUCAACUUUUUUCUUUCUUUUAGAAACUGACAUGGUUUCUAACCAAUAAUCAUGCUCUUAUAAACCCAUGCUGUAGUAUGUCAUAGACUCCUAUUUAUUAUUACGCGUUACAUAGUUGUUGUUUUUUUGCGAAAGGGCUGGCGUUACAUAGUUGUUUUUCUUAAAACAAGCUCUAACAGACGUUUAUCAAAGCUCGAUAUAAUUUUAAAAUCAAGUUGGAAGUCAGCAUUACUUUUUUUGUUUCUGUAACUUGUCCGUAUUAUUUAGUCAAAAAAAAAAACUUGUCCGUAUUACUAUUUCCAUACAACAUUCCAUAGACUCCUAUUUAUACUACUUACGCGUUACAUAGUUAAUUAUUUUCCGCAAAACAAAAUAGUGAUAACAAAUUAUUAUACUGUAUAACUAGGAAUGCUCUUCACAAAGCCAGAACAAGCCAUAAAACAAGAUAAUCACAGCUCAAUACGUUAGCAUUGUGUCUUAAGUUUUUUUUUUUUUUUUUUUGCUUCUAAUCCACACAAGCAGAAGAUAAAGGAAGAAAAAAAAAAGAAGAAUGGUAAACGCACCGAUCGUUAGAUUUUAUAGCUGUCGAGGAGUCGCGUCUGAGAUAAACCCUCAUGCAAACCCUUUUGCUAUCUUCACAAAUGAUCAAAACCGCAACGCAAACGCUGAACGUGAGAAAUCAAGCAGCAGGUUUCAACUCAUAAGAAACGCCUCAAAAGUUUCCCCUUCAUCUUUUCAACACUCCAUGAGCCGAACCAGCAGUCACUUCUGCGACUUGGACCUUGACAACGAAGAAGAAGAAGAGGAAGACGACAAUAUUUACUACAUAGAAGAAGGUGGAACCAAGGAAGGAGAAGAACAACACAGUGAAAAACCGCAGCAACCGCCUAUUCUAAAGAAACGCGCCUCGAGACUAUCAAUCAUACUUCUUGAUCAAGGAUUAUUCACCGUUUACAAACGUCUCUUCGUCACUUCGCUGUUUCUAAACGUUAUAGCUCUCGUUCUUGCCGCCAUGGGACGUUUCACUUACGCUAGAAACAGAGCAUCUCUGUUUUCACUCGCCAACAUACUUGCCCUAACUCUCUGCAGAAGCGAAGCCUUCUUGAGACUCGUUUUCUACCUAACCGUAAAGAUCCUCGGACACUCCUUUGUCCCUCUCCGCAUCAAAACCGCGGUCACCUCGCUCUUACAAAGCCUAGGCGGUAUCCACAGCGGCUGCGGCGUUUCCUCAAUCGCUUGGCUCGUUUACGCGUUGGUUCUCACUCUUAAGGACAGGGACAGAGCUUCAACAGCGAUCAUAGCGGUUGCGUCUGCGAUUCUUUCUCUCCUCUGCCUCACUUCCUUGGCCGCGUUUCCACUUGUUCGUCAUUUACACCACAACGUCUUUGAACGCGUCCACAGAUUCUCGGGCUGGGCCGCUUUGGGCCUUGUUUGGGCGUUUAUAGUUCUAACGAUCUCUUACGAUCCAAUAUCAAGAUCUUACACCGAUGAUCUCGGCUCGAAGCUGAUCAAAACGCAAGAGUUUUGGUUCACGCUAGCGAUCACAGUUGCGGUUGUGCUCCCUUGGUUGAGUGUGAGACGCGUUCCGGUCGACGUGUCAUCUCUAUCAGGCCAUGCGUCGCUGAUCAAGUUCAGAGGAGGCGUGAAGUCUGGGAUCUUGGGUCGGAUAAGUCCAUCGCCGUUGUCGGAAUGGCACGCUUUUGGGAUUAUCUCUGAUGGUAAGACAUCGCACAUGAUGUUAGCUGGUGCUGUCGGAGACUUCACCAAGUCUUUAGUCUCAAAACCUCCGACACACUUAUGGGUCCGAACGGUUCACUUUGCUGGCUUACCCUAUCUCGUUAACUUGUAUGACAAGGUAUUACUUGUGGCCACAGGUUCGGGGAUUUGUGUAUUUUUAUCGUUUCUCAUGCAGCAGAGUAAGGCCGAGGUAUACCUAAUAUGGGUGGCUAAAGGGUUAGAUGAUAAUUUUGGAUCGGAGAUUGUGAACAGGGUUAAAGAUUAUCCUCACCAAGAUAGGAUCAUAGUUCACGAUACUGCGAUUCUAGGACGACCGAAUGUGUCAGAAAUGAGUGUGAAAGCGUCCAAGAAGUUUGAAGCUCAGGUUGUGAUUGUUACCAGCAAUCCUGAAGGAAGUCGUGACGUUGUUAAUGCUUGUAAGGCUUCUGGUGUUCCUGCUUUUGGUCCCAUUUGGGAUUCUUAGUAUUCAACAGUGGUGUCAAAAUAUGUGGUUCAUCAAUCAUCAUGAACCGUUCAUUUGCAAUUGCGCAUGUGAAAAAAUAAUGAGUUUGUUAUCUACGAAGACUUUUAGUUUAUGAGUUUGUAUAUGAGUUUUUACAACUAGAUAAACAGUGCGAGUUUGAGUUGGUUC